CUGUAUAUAUAUUUACAGUUUUGUCACCGUAUUCUCCCCUCUUUUUCUUCUACCAAAAUUCCAAUCGCCGGAGAUAAUUUGACGAUGGUGGAAACUCGCCGGAGCUCAUCUUCAUCCAAACGCACCCUUUCUUCUUCCCCAAUUCCUUCCGGCAAAAGAUCCAAGGCGGCAGAAGCUGCGUCGUCGUCGACUACCGGAACGCCGGCGGAGCCAAUUGAGACGGCGACGGUGGUUGUUAAAGAUUCAGGUGGUGGUGGGUGUGAUUCACAAGAACCGGAGGUCCGGUCGUCUGAUCCGAAUAAGGAAGUGAAUGGUGUAGAUUUGCCGGAAAAGUCUCCGGUUGCUGACGUGGAAGGCAAUGGUCAGCCAUUGGUUUCGCCUAUGUCAUUAGGGGAGUCUUUGAUGGAUGUGGAGAAGAAGACGAAAACGAAGACAAACGCGGCAAAUGGUUCGAAACGGACGAAGAAACGACAGCUGAAAUCUAAUAUUGGAGUGGCUUGGGGGAAGCUUCUUUCCCAGUGCCCUCAGAAUCCUCAUAUUGUCAUGGAUCGUGAGAUUUUCACGAUUGGUCAAAGUCACCAAUGUGAUUUGUGGAUUAGUGAUAAAACCGUCAGCGACUCAUUGUGUAGCCUGAGGCACAUAGAGUCACAGCAAGGAGGUGCAUCAAUCACUUUACUUGAAAUCACCGGCGGCAAGGGUGCGGUUAAGGUUAAUGGCAAGAUAUGCCCUAAAAGGUCAACGUGGCCACUUAGAGCUGGAGAUGAAUUAAUUUUUAGCUCUUCAGGACGACAUGCUUAUAUAUUUCAGCAGCUAUCUAAUGAUAAUGUUGCCGCUGACGUGGCACCUUCGGUGAGCAUACUAGAAGCACACAGUGGCUCAUUAAAAGGAUUACAGUUUGAGGCAAGAUCUAGAGAUCCAUCUGCAGUUGCAGGAGCUUCAAUAUUGGCGUCUUUGUCUAGUAUCCGGAAAGAGUUAUCCCUUCUUCCCCCACUUUGUAAAGGCAAAGAUUUACAACCUGGAAUGCCAAAUGUGCCUACUGCUUGUGAAGAUACUCAUGUAAUAGACACUGAAAUGAAGGAUGUUUCUGAUCCUAACGAUAAUGUAGCCGCUGAUGUGCCACCAACAAGUGAUAAAGGUAAUGAAAAUCUUGAUGGUGGUUCUGCUGAUGCCGAAACGGGUAACAUCCCGCCUGCAAAUCAUGAGUUGAGACCACUGCUGCGUAUGCUUGCGGGGUCAUCAACUUCUGAGCUUGAUAUUAUGAAAAUUCUUGAUGAGAGGAGAGAAAUUAAAGGAUUGUCAAAAGAUACUGAUCUGCCGAUCUCGUUAGCAUCUCGGCGCCAAGCAUAUAAAGAUAGCUUACUCCAGGGAAUUAUCGAUCCCAAUACAGUUGAAGUUACAUUUGAUGAUUUUCCGUAUUAUUUAAGUGAAACCACAAAGAGUGUGCUGAUUACUUCAACAUACAUACAUCUGAAACGUAAUGAGUUUUUGAAAUAUGUCUCCGAUCUGCCUACUUUGUGCCCCAGGAUACUGUUGUGUGGUCCAGCAGGUUCAGAAAUAUACCAGGAAACAUUAAUGAAGGCUCUUGCAAAACAUUUUGGUGCAAGACUGCUUGUAGUUGAUUCUCUUUUAUUACCUGGUGGAUCAGCUGCCAAGGAAACAGAUACCUCAGUGAAGGAGAGUGGUAGGCCCGAAAGAGCAAGUGUCUUUCCUAAACGUGCUUCUCAAUCUGGUGUUAUGCACUCUAAGAAACCAACAUCAAGUGUUGAGGCUGAUAUAGUUGGUGGAUCUACCACAUGCUCGCAUGCGCAGCCGAAACAGGAGUCAUCUACUGCAUCAUCAAAAACAUACACUUUCAAAAAAGGUGACAGAGUUAAAUACGUUGGCUCCUUGGCAGCUGGUUUUUCUCCUCUUCAGACUCCUUUAAGGGGCCCCACAUAUGGUUAUAAGGGGAAAGUUCUACUUCCAUUUGAAGAAAAUGGUUCUUCCAAGAUUGGAGUUAGAUUUGACAGGUCAGUUCAAGAAGGCAAUGAUCUUGGGGGAAUUUGUGAGGAAGGCCAUGGUUUUUUCUGUUCUGCUGAUUCACUGCGCCUUGAUUCUUCAAGUGCCGAUGACAUCGAGAAGCUUGCCAUUAAUGAAGUUUUUGAGGUUGCUGAGAAAGAGAGUGAAUCUAGUUCUUUGCUUUUGUUUGUGAAAGAUAUAGAGAAAUCGAUGCUGGGAAAUACAGAGGCCUACAAUUCUUUUAAAAGUAAGCUUGAAAAUGCACCGGGGAAUGUCGUCGUUAUUGCUUCCCACACUCAGAUGGACAAUCGAAAGGAGAAAUCUCAUGCUGGUGGAUUACUUUUCACGAAGUUCGCCAAUCAGACGACGCUGUUUGAUUUAGCUUUUGGGGAUAGUGGAUUGGGUAGAAUGCAUGAUCGAAGCAAAGAAACCCCCAAAGCGAUGAAGCACCUCACCCGUCUUUUCCCAAACAAAGUGACUAUACAGACGCCACAGGAUGAGGCUCUGCUUUCAGAGUGGAAGCAACAGCUGGAUCGAGAUACAGAGACACUGAAAUCACAAUCGAACAUUGUCAGCAUCCGUGCGGUUUUAACCCGAGUUGGUCUUGAUUGCUCCAAUCUUGAUGCACUGUGCAUAAAAGAUCAAACACUGACAAAUGAAAGUGCUGAGAAAGUUAUUGGCUGGGCUUUGAGUCAUCACUUUAUGCAGAAUUACGAAGCUUCGACAAAGGAUGCUAAACCUGUGAUUUCUAAUGAAAGCAUCGAGUAUGGGAUCAAUAUACUGCAAGGUACUCUAAAUGAGAAUAAAAGUUCUAAGAAGACGCUAAAGGAUGUGGUCACUGAAAACGAAUUUGAAAAGAGACUCCUUGCUGAAGUCAUUCCCCCGAGUGAGCUUGGUGUAACGUUCGAGGAUAUUGGAGCCUUAGAAUCUGUUAAAGACACUUUAAAGGAAUUAGUUAUGCUACCUCUUCAGAGGCCUGAAUUGUUUUGUAAAGGGCAGUUAACGAAGCCUUGUAAAGGAAUCUUGCUCUUUGGCCCCCCUGGUACCGGAAAAACAAUGCUUGCAAAAGCUGUUGCAACUGAAGCGGGCGCAAAUUUUAUCAACAUAUCAAUGUCAAGCAUAACUUCAAAGUGGUUUGGUGAAGGAGAAAAGUAUGUCAAAGCAGUUUUCAGCCUUGCUAGUAAAAUCUCUCCUAGUGUUAUUUUUGUUGAUGAGGUGGACAGCAUGUUGGGAAGACGUGAAAAUCCCAGUGAACAUGAAGCAAUGCGUAAAAUGAAAAACGAGUUUAUGGUUAAUUGGGAUGGCCUACGUACAAAGGAUAAAGAACGUGUACUUGUACUAGGUGCAACAAAUAGACCUUUUGAUCUCGAUGAAGCUGUAAUCAGGAGACUACCUCGCAGGUUGAUGGUGAAUCUACCCGAUGCCCCAAACAGGGAUAAAAUUCUUCGAGUUAUAUUGGCAAAAGAGGAUUUAUCACCUGAUGUCGACCUUGAAGCAGUAGCUAGUAUGACUGAUGGGUACUCGGGAAGUGAUUUGAAGAAUCUUUGCGUGACGGCGGCUCACUGUCCAAUAAGAGAACUUUUGGAGAAGGAAAAAAAGGAGAAAGCUUUGGCAUUGGAAGAAAAUAGACCAUUGCCUCCUUUGCAUGAUAGUGCGGAUGUCCGUCCUCUAAGUUUGGAUGAUUUUAAGUAUGCACAUGAUCAGGUAUGUGCAAGUGUGUCAACAGAGUCUGCAAAUAUGAAUGAGCUUCUCCAAUGGAAUGAACUAUAUGGUGAAGGUGGAUCCAGGAAGAAAAAACUUCUCAGCUACUUCAUGUAGACAGUGUAUUAAGUGUAUAGCCGUCCCCUUUGUUUAUUUUUAUUUUAUUACAGUUAGUGUGGGAUAAGAGAUCCGUCGAUGCUGAUUAGUUUUUCUUUCAUAAAAUCCCAUCCUGAUAUACAAAGGACCUGUAUCAAUGGAAAUUCCGUUGCAGGUCAACGCUGAAGAGUUUUUUUUUUUAAUUUAACUUUUGCAUCGACCCCAUGUGUAACAUAUAUUUAGUUUAAGAUUAUUUGCUAUUGUUAAAUAAUUUAUAUGCUUGUAUAGACCAACUAAGAUACAUCAUGAUUGUUGAA
Molecule: messenger RNA, 4112 nt
Organism: Erigeron canadensis
Lineage: Eukaryota; Viridiplantae; Streptophyta; Magnoliopsida; Asterales; Asteraceae
Exons: 27
Coding region: 85-3816 (1243 amino acids)
Cellular component (GO): mitochondrial outer membrane
Molecular function (GO): ATP hydrolysis activity; ATP binding; protein binding
Source: RefSeq, a predicted model, not a curated record